AUGCAGGCUCUCUUGAAUGUCAAGGCUGAGCUUGAGAGAUCAAAGAGCUCGAUUGCUACACAGGCGCAGAUUGCAUCCAAUAAGGUUCGUGAAGCGGAGCGAGUCAGGCUGUCAGCUCUUCAGGAGGCUGCCUAUCUGAAAGCAAAAAUGAAUGCUAUGCAGACCGGUGAGAUGUCUGAAUUAGUCGCAACAGAGUCAGCAAGAGCAAUGGAUCUGGAAAAGAGGCUCACUGCGGCUUUAGCACAACUAGAUCAAUACGAGGCUCGGUUUGUGCAAUACGAGACCAUUCUAGAACAUGAAAAGGAAUCGAGACUGGCAGCAGAAAAUCGUGAAAAGGAAGCCACUUCAAGAGCUGAAGAAGCUCAAUUGGCCCAUACACGGGCUCUGAACGAUUUGAGUACACUUCAUGAGCGCGCAACUGUGGCGGAGGCAACCCUACGUGAGACAGUGGCCAAGAGUGCUUCUAGUGAGGCAGGCCUUUCA
Messenger RNA from Lobosporangium transversale, 483 nucleotides. RefSeq lists its product as hypothetical. The record is from RefSeq and is a predicted model, not a curated record. Lineage: Eukaryota; Fungi; Mortierellomycota; Mortierellomycetes; Mortierellales; Mortierellaceae. The transcript has a single exon. The annotation marks the transcript as partial.